Rubroshorea leprosula is the source of this 897-nucleotide messenger RNA. The record is from the annotation of a GenBank genome assembly. NCBI's taxonomy places the organism in Eukaryota, Viridiplantae, Streptophyta, Magnoliopsida, Malvales, Dipterocarpaceae.
CCAGUAGCCUCUCCCCCAAACCAUACAAACCUCACUCCAGAGGCGAAAGGAGCAACAAGAUCAGCCGCCACCAUGGUGAAGUACUCGAGAGAGCCUGACAACCCCACCAAGUCCUGCAAGGCAAGGGGCUCUGAUCUCAGGGUUCACUUUAAGAACACAAGGGAGACAGCCCAUGCCAUCAGGAAGUUGCCUUUGACCAAGGCUAAGAGGUAUUUGGAAGAUGUUAUGGCCCACAAGCAAGCAAUACCCUUCCGUCGUUACUGUGGUGGGGUAGGACGUACCGCACAGGCUAAGAACAGGCAUUCAAAUGGUCAAGGUCGCUGGCCAGUCAAAUCUGCCAAGUUUAUACUAGAUUUGCUGAAGAAUGCUGAAAGCAAUGCAGAGGUGAAAGGUUUAGAUGUUGAUGUGCUCUAUAUAUCACACAUCCAAGUAAACCAGGCACAGAAGCAGAGGCGUCGUACCUACCGGGCUCAUGGAAGAAUUAACCCUUACAUGUCUUCCCCAUGUCACAUUGAGUUGGUUCUGUCUGAAAAGGAGGAGCCAGUCAAGAAAGAGCCUGAAACCCAGUUGGCAACUAGCAAGUCUAAGAGGUCCCAAGCUCUUCACAGUGGUGCAUCCUCUUGAGUGAUGCAUUAGAUUUGUCAGCAGAGUGCCAAUCAGGGAGGUUAAUGUUGCUUUCUUAUGGGAUCACUUUUUCCUUUCUUUCAAAAUAGAAUGAAUUGUUAUUUAGAUCUAGUGGAGAGCUCUUUUUUGUUUUCAAACUAUGUUCAGUUCAAUAUUCUGUCAAAUUUUCCUGGAGAUUUUGAUCCUAUCUGAGUUUCUAUGGAGUGUUGCGUUUAUGUUGUAUCCCCCUCGUAUAUCAAUCAAUUUGAAGGUGCGGGCUCAACAUCCACAUAA